This is a messenger RNA of Micropterus salmoides (largemouth bass), 4788 nucleotides long. RefSeq names its product probable polypeptide N-acetylgalactosaminyltransferase 8. Gene Ontology annotation, cellular component: Golgi apparatus. Bases 481 to 2355 code for a protein of 624 amino acids. The record is from RefSeq and is a predicted model, not a curated record. The transcript has 12 exons. Lineage: Eukaryota; Metazoa; Chordata; Actinopteri; Centrarchiformes; Centrarchidae.
AUUUAUUUUCUUUCUUCUGCUAUUCUCUUCACAAUUUAUUUGAACAUUUGCAGAUACAGAAGAGUUUCUUUUGGUUGGAAAAUGCAUGUUGUCUACAUUUUGAUUAAAAAGUAGCAUCUUGUAAUCCAAAGUUUACAAAGGGAACUUUAUAUAAAUUAAAUGAACCCAGUAAGAUUUUCCUUUGUAUAAAAUCAGGUUCUCAGCUUUAUCAAACCUAAAAAAACAAUUUGUGAAACAUGCUGUUAGCGGAGACUGAACAAUAUUGUUGUGGUGUUGUACCUGACUUGUCCGUCAGUCCGGUUACCUGCAGAGUACUGCUGGUAACUCCCAGGUAACUAGAGUUAAUGCUAUACACCUUGCAUACCAGGUGUAAUGCAAACGAAGAGACAUCAGAGUGAAAACCAGAAGUGAAAACUACAUUUGGUGUGAACUUCAGGAUAUCAGAUAACACAGCUAUGAACACGACAUCCACAGACCAAGAUGAGAUCUGGCUGGAUUAAAGGAUCAGUCAUGGCCUUUGCUUUGACUGCAGCUCUGCUAUACCUUGGCUCCAUUAAGAAGGAGGUCCAUACCCAUUCAGAGAAAAUCCAGAGGGCCCACAACAAUGACUCCAUCAGGAGUCAGAGAAUUCUUAAUAGGAUGGACAAGAUGGAAAUGAACAUUAACAGGCUGCUCCAUCUGAUGAAUAAACUUGAAAAGAGGGAACCAGUGCCAAAGAAGAACCCAGAGGUGAAGAAGGAGAGGAAGGUGGUGAGGAAGCUGUACCCGAACUCUGCUCUGUUCAGCAAGUGGGGUAAUGAGCUUUCAGAGGAGGAGCAGAAGGAGGCCGAGAAUUUGUUUCAGAGAUACGGCUACAACGCCUUCCUCAGUGACAGGCUGCCCCUCAACAGAGAGAUCCCUGACACCAGGCCUGCCAGGUGUGCUGACAAAAAGUACCCAGAGGAUCUGCCUACCAUCAGUGUUGUUUUAAUCUACCUGGAUGAAGCUCUUUCUGUCAUCAAAAGGGCCAUCUGCAGCAUCAUAGACAAGACGCCAGCUCGGCUGCUGAAAGAAAUCAUACUGGUGGACGAUCACAGCAGUAAUGAGGAUUUAAUGGAGAAACUGGAUGAAUACAUCAACUCCAUCCACGAGGAGGUUCCAGGCCUGGUGAAGAAAGUCAGGCACUCGGAGCAGCUUGGCCUCACCCAGGCCAGACUGUCCGGAUGGAGGGCUGCUGUUGGAGACGUGGUGGCCAUCUUGGAUGCUCACAUAGAAGUCCAUGUGCAAUGGGCAGAGCCAUUGUUAGCUCGCAUUAAAGAGGACCGAACCGUGAUACUGACACCAGUGUUUGACAGAGUCAAUUUUGAUGAUUUGGCACUGACUCCCUACAUACCUGCGGCGGAUGCCUUCGACUGGGCUCUGUGGUGCUUGUAUGAGUCCUUCAGACCCGAGUGGUACGCUUUAAAGGACGAGUCACAACCUGGCAAGAGCCCCUCCAUCAUGGGGAUUCUUGUAGCCGAUCGAAAGUUCUUUGGAGAGAUCGGAAGCCUUGAUGGUGGGAUGAAAAUAUAUGGCGGUGAAAAUGUGGAGCUCGGCAUCCGGGUGUGGCUGUGUGGAGGAAGCAUAGAAGUCAUACCUUGCUCUAAAAUUGCCCACAUUGAACGGGCCAUCAAGCCUUACCUCCCAGACUUGAGUGUAAUGGUAAAGCGUAAUGCUCUGAGGGUGGCGGAGGUGUGGAUGGAUGAAUAUAAAUACAAUGUCAACAUUGCCUGGAACCUUCCCCUAGAGAAUCAUGGGAUAGACAUUGGGGAUGUAUCGGAGAGGAAAAAGCUGAGAGAGAGGCUGAAUUGCAAGCCCUUUAAGUGGUAUCUGGAUAAUAUUUACCCCUUGCUGGACCCUCUGCAGGAUCUGCUGGGUUAUGGAACGCUGAUUAAUGACCUGAAGCCAGAUCUCUGUGUUGACCAAGGCCCAGUUCCUGGGAACACACCCAUUGUAUAUGCAUGCCACAACUACUCACCACAGCACUGUUAUUAUCGCUCUGAUGGCCAACUCUACAUCGGCGGAAUCAAAUCUCACAAGUACAGCAGCAACCGCUGUCUGGUGGACCCCGGCACCGGAGUCUACCCAGGACUCUACAACUGCAAACUGGCCCAGCAGAAGAACUUCCACAUGCUGUGGGAUUUUAAACAGAAAGGACAGAUCCAGAACAGAGAAUCAAAGAAAUGUCUAGAAGUUGCAAUGGAUGAAGACGGCUAUUACAAACUUGUUGUCCAGCAGUGCAGUGGUCAGAGCUGGAAGAUAGAAAAUCUAAUCAAACGCCAUGGAAAGACUGCUGGGCAGGGCCCAGAAGACAAUAUUUUAUUGCACAACAACUGAAUGUCAUGCCAGAUAUGGAAUGGUUGCUUGUCUUUGGAGUGAGUUUAUAAUUUGCCCUGGACGACUUGGAUCCACAAGAGUCAGACUGUGCAUGAGCAAAGUUAUGAACUGCAUUACUGAGAGGAACUAAUACUUUAUUUAAUUCUUGUUUUUUGCAUCAUGCUUUUUUGACAAAUGUAAGUUUGUUUGUUUUAUUUUUUCAAAAAUAUCCUCAAACAUUUGUUGUUGUACGGAAAUCCUUUUUCUGGUGACAAAAUGCCCAGUGAACAAGUUAAAGUUCCUUUUGUAGUUUCUCCAGCAAAACAACUAUAGUUUAGAAACUUGUGCGAGGGUUUUAGCUUACCUACAGUACCCACCUUUCAAUGUCCGACCCGUUUUCUCCUUUCAUCCUAUCCUUUUACAAAGAAACCAAUGAAACACCCUACACUGAAUCUGAAUUGUUUACAUAAAGGCUGCUAAUGGUCUAUAGAUGUUUGCUCUAUAACAAACAUCAUUCAAUUCAAAUAGGAUCCGUUAUGGUUUGGUUGCCAUGAGGGAUCCAUGAUGAAGGCAUCCCUUUUUUUUUUUUUUUCUGCCACCUGAUGUGACCUGUGUCCUUCAGAUGAAUUGGCAGGGAGCUAUACCUGCAGGCUGAAGACACUUUUAAUGAGAAUGAACUCACUGAAAUGCGAUAUGAUUUUUAAAGCUGGAAAUAUUAUUGAAAAGGUCAACAACCCACAAAGACCAAAACCAAAGAAGCGCCAGUCUGUGUUUCAAUAUUUUCUGACUUUGCUAACCUGUCUGUUAAGUCUUUUAAAAUGGAUCAUAAAUAUACACUUUAAGGGGACAUUAUUAAAUGUUACUCAAAGUAAGAAAAUAGUACAUUUGCUUAGGACUGUUUUAUAUCUAUAUAGCGGAUUAAAACACCAGUGGUUUGAGGUUAGGUUAGGAUAAUUUGCAGCACCAGUGCCCUGUUCCCAGAAGUGUGUGUGAGGGGAUGGAAAAAAAAAAGCCAUCAUCAUCAUAGAGCUCCAAUAAUACAAUGGCAACAGGUAAAUAAAAAGCGUUUUGGGAGGUCGCUGAAGCAUUCAUUGAAAGCUUCCAGGGGUCAACCACAGUGCAGCAUAGGCUGGAGUUGUUCCUGCUCAGCUACAGAAAUACUUCAUACGCCAUGACCUUCCUCCGCCGUUGGCACCGAUCCUGCUUUGACCUACUCAAAUCAAGUGUGGCUGCUGUGGUGUAUUGGGCUAAGGCGGCCAGCAGAAUUGCAGGGCCCCUUUUGCCGAGGACAGGGGUUUUGCAGCUGUGGCCUCUGUUCUGGUCCGUGAUUAUAGGUGGCGGGAGGAGAAGUGGAUGCCUGGUGUGAUGGUGUCCCAGGCGGGGCCAGAGUCUUGCACAGUGGAUGUGGGCUCUGCACUACACUGGAAACACCUCACAGACCAGAUGCGGGUCUGUGACCUGGCAAUGUUUGCCCCAAGACAGCCACCACAACUGGCCUUUGUGGUUCAAAGGGCUGCUGUCCCCAUGAAAGACUGACUUUUCCUACAGUGGUGGGGCUGGAUCCACCCUCCAAAAAGAUCAUCCAGUCUCCCAUACAAGGACUGAAGGACCAGUCGAAGUUCAUGCCCCUCCAGAGACUAUUAAGAGGUACUCUUCGCGGGUCAUUUUACUCCCUGACCACCUUACCUUUUCGGGGACUUUUGGCAAGAGCAUGUGCUCCACCACUUCGUAAGUCUCGUCUCCCUGGCAAGAAUAAUCCUCAGAAAGACUCAAAGUGUGGGGCAGUCUACCCCCAACCUCAGUUAGGUUUUGUUACAAAAUGUACGUUGAGUGAUGGGCGUUUUUGGGGGUGAAUUUGUGAUCUGUCAUUAAGUAUUUCAGUGUGGUUCUGUUGGAACUUUCCAUGUGUCAUUAGAAACCCCUUAAGUUUUGUGGGGGGUUGUAAUAACAAUAAUGGAGUCAAACGUGUGAUGAAUCAUUCCUUUAUGCGUACAGUACAGGAGGAGGCUGAGAAUGGUGACCUCGUGCAAAUGUUGCUAGCAUUUAGCAUAUAGUCCUAGACAUGUCCUGAGAUCAGUCAUGUUAAUGUAUGAAUUGAAAAGUAUCGUCACUGCCCCCGUAGUGUCUGUCUGCCCACAUCUGUUUGGAGAGAAUGACCCUUUGAUAAUUAUAACAAUGUGUCUCUCAAGUGAUUGUUAAAUAGACUUGUUAAAAACUUAGUUCCAAAGCCUACAAUCUAAAACAUAAAUUUCUUACAGGGGACUACAAUCUAAUAAGUUGUGAGGAGAAGUGAUGUAUUGUGUUAUGUGUCUGUUCUGGUAAUUUUCCCUGGCUGCCGCCUGAGGGUGUGAGUGUUUUGUUCAGGUUGGGUUUUGGCCGUUUUUGGGCUUACUCUUUGACUGUUCUUCUUUGCUGGUUGUUCCGGAUUAAACAGCUCACUUCAGCACCUGAAAA